AUGGCGGCUCGGAGUACCUCUGCUCCCUCGGUCAUCGAAACCAAGUCCGAUGACAACAAAAGACCCAGAAGACCGACUCUGCAGACGCCUCUUUCGGCCUCAUAUCCUUCGGAAGUCAAAAGCCCUUUUCCAGGUACACCAAGCUUCAUCAAGAGGGAAGAGAACAUUAAGACACCUGUCACUCCUCCAGUGGCCUAUUUGGACUUCUUGAAGUCAAUGCCAACCGGCCUGGCGAGCCCACUUACCACAGGAACCAGCUCCAAGUUCCAUUUUCAGGACAAAGUCUCUAGCGAAGCCAUCGAGGAAGCAGACGAGAAGUGUCCAGAUGCUACGCCAGAGAUCGUUCAGCCAACACUCUCCCGCACCAACUCUACCAGCUCUGAAGCGUCUACGACAUCUGUGAUGUCGAGCUCGACAGAGUCGGUGCAUUCAGUGACCAGCACAAUCUCAGAGACCAAACGCAAGACAAGGCCACAGUCACCUCGGGUCAUCAUACCUCCUUCUCCAUUUGCAAAGCCUCGGUCUGCAAAGCUUCCUAGAGGUGUCCAGGUACCUCCUUCUCCCAUGUCACCGGCCAAUCUUCGCUCGCCGAUGAGUGCUCGUACCCACUACGAACCUCACAGUGCAUCUGGUCUAGGCAGCACACCAUGGAGUGCUACAUAUUCACCCACGGAAGCUGAGAGCAGCACGACCAGCAAGAUGAGUGUCCGUCAAGUGGUGACAAGGACAGUCACGUAUUCACGAACACCACUCGAUCCAGCACCGAAGGGCAAGAGGAGAAAGAUUGAGGAAUGA
Aureobasidium melanogenum CBS 110374 is the source of this 795-nucleotide messenger RNA. RefSeq lists its product as uncharacterized. The coding region runs from base 1 to 795 and encodes 264 amino acids. The record is from RefSeq and is a predicted model, not a curated record. NCBI's taxonomy places the organism in Eukaryota, Fungi, Ascomycota, Dothideomycetes, Dothideales, Saccotheciaceae. The transcript has a single exon.